Stylophora pistillata is the source of this 1629-nucleotide messenger RNA. RefSeq names its product serine/threonine-protein kinase TBK1. Gene Ontology annotation, molecular function: ATP binding; protein serine/threonine kinase activity. The record is from RefSeq and is a predicted model, not a curated record. Gene Ontology annotation, cellular component: cytoplasm. NCBI's taxonomy places the organism in Eukaryota, Metazoa, Cnidaria, Anthozoa, Scleractinia, Pocilloporidae. Gene Ontology annotation, biological process: peptidyl-serine phosphorylation.
CCUACGUUGCUAAAAGUACGUGUUAGUUUAGAUUAAGCUUUGAUUCAGUCUAUUGGGAGAUAGUUAUCUUUAUAUACGAAUUUCCUUGGUUUUAAGACCAGUAAGGUAAAGAGGGACUUGACGCGAAUCAAUCCCGUUUUUUCUCGUCAAAGAAGUUUCGUGAGCAAUAUGGAGAUACGAAGCAGUCAGAACUACCUUUGGAACACAAAGGAUCGUUUGGGGGAAGGAGCUACAGGGGCAGUUUACAAAGCGAGGCAUAAGAAAACUGGCGAAACGUUUGCAGUCAAAGUCUCCAAUAAUCUGGGCAUGAUGAGGCCCGUGGAGAUAAGAAGAAGAGAGCUCGAGGUGCUUACCAAGCUGAAUCAUGAGAAUAUUGUGAAGUUAUACACUAGUGAAACGGAGCUCAGAUCACAAAAUGAAAUCAUCGUCAUGGAGCUGUGCUCUGGUGGAAGUUUGUUUACACUGCUUGAAAAUCCUGCAAAUGCCUAUGGCUUUACAGAGGAUGAAUUUAAACAAGUGUUCAAAGAUGUUGUCGCAGGAAUGAAGCACUUGCGUGAACAAGGCAUGGUUCACAGAGAUCUCAAGCCAGGAAACAUCAUGAGAGUAAUUAAGGAUGAUGGAAGCUUUGUUUACAAGUUAACUGAUUUUGGGGCCGCAAGGGAACUGGAUGCUCAUGAAGGAUUUAUGUCUGUUUAUGGCACAGAGGAAUACCUGCAUCCAGAUCUGUAUGAACGAGGAGUGCUCAGGAAACGUGGUAACAAGACGUUUGGUGCAAUGGUUGAUUUAUGGAGCAUUGGUGUAACAUUUUACCAUAUUGCUACGGGACAGUUGCCCUUCCGGCCAUAUGGUGGACGCCAAAACAAGGAUACCAUGCAUUUGAUUACAUCAAAGAAGCGCUCCGGCAUGAUUUCUGGAGUUCAAAAGAGUGAGGGGGAAGACAUAGAGUGGAGUGACAAACUUCCUGAUCAUACUCGCCUGUCUCAGGGUUUGAAAGAACUCUUGACACCAGUACUGGCUGGUGUUUUGGAGGCUGACCCUGUAAAUGCAAUGUCAUUUGAAGAGUUUUUUUUCAGGAUUCAGGAUAUUUUGUCACGAAAGGUCAUUGACGUUUACUCAGUUCAUUCAGCUUCUUUCCACAAGAUCUACAUGAAGCAGAGUGAUACGUUUGCAAAGUUCCAGGAACUCAUUGCAGUACAAACAGGAGUUAGUGCUGCGCAGCAGAAGUUGUUUUUUAAUUAUGAGGAAUUCAAGCCAGAUCCUAUGGCUCAUACGUCAACCUAUCCUAACACAUCUGAUGACAACCACAUGGUGAUGACUGGGGGAGAAUACAUGUCUCCUGAACGAUUAUUUCUCUACAAAAUCCCCAAUCUUCCCAAACUGCCAGAUGAAAGCACAUUGGAAGUAGAUUCAUCUACUUCAAAGAUGAUGGCAAAUCGUGCACACUGCUGCAAGUAUGCCGUCAAACAAUACUUCAGAGCAACCAAGGCAAUGCUGGUGACCAUUGAAAGCGUCUUCAAAAAUCUCAAGAAGGACAUGAUGCUCUAUGUUUCUUUCUGUAAACAAAUGGAAUCUGAAUGGACUGCUCUUCAACAGAUCUCUGAAGCUUAUUUCACCAGCUCUUACAAGUAA